UGGUUUCUGUUUAAAUGAUCGAAGUCACGUCAGUGACGUCACGUUGACUUUCAACUGCUGCCCGUUUAUAUUUUAAUCCUCUAAAGAACCGUGGACAGAAAUGGCGGCAGAAAAAAACGACUGGGGCCAGGACUCUGACUCCGACAUGGACAGAGACUCGGGGAAGGUCAGCCCGCUGGCGGGCGAGGAGGAGUUCAAGGCCUCCUGCGCCAAAGGGAUGGCUCUGCUCGCUCUGAUGGAGAAGACGGGAUACAACAUGGUGCAGGAGAACGGACAGAGGAAGUACGGAGGACCGCCCCCAGGCUGGAAAGGCCCGGCCCCCCCACGGGGCUGCGAGGUCUUUGUGGGGAAGAUCCCUAGAGACCUGUACGAAGACGAGCUGGUGCCGCUCUUUGAGAGAGCCGGCCGGAUCUACGAGUUCAGACUGAUGAUGGAGUUCAGCGGAGAGAACCGCGGCUACGCCUUCGUCAUGUACACCAACAGAGAGGCGGCGCAGAGAGCCAUCCAGAUGUUGGACAACUACGAGAUCCACCCGGGGAAGUUCAUCGGCGUGUGCGUGAGUCUGGACAACUGCCGCCUCUUCAUCGGCUCCAUCCCCAAGGACAAGAGGAAGGAGGAGAUCAUGGAGGAGAUGACCAAGGUGACGGACGGGGUGGUGGACGUGAUCGUUUACCCGAGCUCCACCGACAAGAGCCGCAAUCGAGGCUUUGCCUUCGUGGAGUACGAGUCCCACAAAGGGGCGGCCAUGGCCCGCAGGAAGCUCAUACCAGGAACCUUCCAACUGUGGGGUCACUCCAUCCAGGUGGACUGGGCGGAGCCGGAGAAGGACGUGGAUGAGGAGGUGAUGCAGCGCGUCAGAGUCCUUUACGUGCGUAACUUGAUGCUGAGCACCAGCGAGGAGAAGCUCCGCCAGGAGUUCUCCCGCUUCAAGCCGGGCUCCGUGGAGCGCGUGAAGAAGCUGACGGACUACGCUUUCGUCCACUACCGUUGCCGCGACGACGCCGUCACGGCGCUCAGCCUCAUGAACGGCGCCCAGAUCGACGGGGCCACCGUGGAGGUGACGCUGGCCAAGCCGGCGGGGGUCAAGGAGGGGGGCGCGGCCGGGGGGAGGAGGUACAACACCAACCGAGGGUACCUGGGGGGCAGCGCAGGAGGAGCAGCAGCAGGAGGAGGAGGAGCAGGAGGAGGAGGAGGAACAUUGGUUCUGCACAGGAGCGACGCCGGCAUGAUGGGAGGCAGAACGCUGCCCCUGGCGUCUCGGCAGGGAAGCCCCUUUUACAGCGAGGCAGAGGAGCCCGACCAGUGCGUGUUCCCCCUGUUUCCCGGCACCCCCCUGACCCCCACCAGCCUGCUGGCCCUGAAGCAGGGUCAGAUCUACUCGGCCGUCAGCCUGCUCGACUUCUACUGCCACAGGAACUACUGGUCGCUCCCCGAGUACCAGCUGUACUCCACGCCCGGCCAGGAGGGGGCGCUGCUGCUGCUCUACAAGGUGGUGAUCCCCUCCACUCAGAGCACCUUCAUCCCUGACAAGCUGUGUGUGAUGCUGGACGACGCCAAAGAGCUGGCAGCUCAGACCACGCUGUGGAACCUGGACUCCUCCUUCCUGAGCGCUCCCUCCUGCGACUCACCCAGCAGCCCCUCCUCUCCCCUCGUCACCCCCCCCUCCUCCACCAGUCCCGGGCUGCUGUCCUGCUUCGCCUCCUGCCUCCCCCCCCAGAGGCUCUACAUCAGCUCCCAGUCUCCUUUCUACUGA
Messenger RNA from Pungitius pungitius (ninespine stickleback), 1753 nucleotides. It is a transcript of the gene rbm46, whose product is annotated as RNA binding motif protein 46. Gene Ontology annotation, molecular function: mRNA binding. The transcript is spliced from 11 exons. NCBI's taxonomy places the organism in Eukaryota, Metazoa, Chordata, Actinopteri, Perciformes, Gasterosteidae. Bases 101 to 1753 code for a protein of 550 amino acids. The record is from RefSeq and is a predicted model, not a curated record. Gene Ontology annotation, cellular component: nucleus.